Molecule: messenger RNA, 1200 nt
Organism: Mycena indigotica
Lineage: Eukaryota; Fungi; Basidiomycota; Agaricomycetes; Agaricales; Mycenaceae
Product: Pectinesterase
Exons: 8
Coding region: 1-1200 (399 amino acids)
Biological process (GO): cell wall modification
Molecular function (GO): pectinesterase activity
Source: RefSeq, a predicted model, not a curated record
AUGCCGGACUUUCCUCGCUAUUUGGGGACAAGACCCCGCCCGCCGGCCCGCCUCUCGUCAGCUGCUCAGUCACCGCGUUUGCAGCCAGGGACGGCCAGCAAGGCUGGUCUUUUAAAUAUGGAGCUAGCGGGCGGCACGAGUACUUGCGUGGAGGCUAAUCUGAUCCUCCUCCUGGGUCGCGGUGUAUUAUCUCAGGAAUGUACCCAGCCUCCUCCUGGCGCCGUGAUCGUCAAUCCCAAGUCGACGAGCUCUGGUCCACGCGAAUUCUCCUCCGUUGGGGCAGCGGUCAAUUCCCUCCCCGCCGACAAAACGCCGCAAGAAGUCUUCAUCUUCCCCGGAGUAUACGUUGAGCAGGUCAAUAUAUCGCGGCCCGGACCUGUCAAGCUUGUUGGCUACACCGAAAACGCGUUCGACUUCACCCAAAACACCGUGACCCUCAUCCACAAUGCAUCACUUGCGACCGGUGCAGGAAGCGACGACCUUACUGGGACGCUGCGUGUCCUUUCCGCCAACGUCUCGCUGUACAACCUCGACAUCCGAAACAACUUCGGCGUAGCGCUCACAAAUGGCCAGGCCAUUGCGCUGAGUGCCCAAGCAGAUCGACUGGGUGUAUAUGCGUGUCGGCUGUUCUCCUACCAGGACACUCUCUACACCAACGUUGGCAGUCAUGUCUUCCUCAAAUCCUACAUCGAAGGCGCCGUCGACUAUAUCUUCGGUCGGCGUUCCAUUGCCUACUUCCAAGGAAACACCAUCGCCAGCCAAGGCGCAGGCUGCAUCACCGCCCACGGGCGGCAACUCAACGACACCGGCAUCUGUCCGCCUCCCUCCUUUUGCACAAGCAACCACACAGCUCAAGCCUCCCCCACAGAUGUCUUCGACGAGAACAAGAUAAUCGCGGCCCCCGACGCGUUUCCGAAUGUGACCGACAACGUCUUCUUAGGGCCAUGGGCUCGCGUCGUCUUCAAAAACACGGACAUUGCAGCAGCGAUGAACAAAACACUCUGGUCGAUAUGGAACCCUGGCGACGCACGCACGGACUUCGUCUUCUUCGUGGAAUCCAACUCGUUUGGGGAUGGGGUCGUCGGCGCAAACAGACCCAACUUCUCGACGGUGUUGACGGAGACGGAGGCACAGCAGUAUAACUUGGCAAACACGAUUCCAGAUUGGAAGGAUUGGGUCGACGAAAGAUACUUGGAGUAG